UGCGUAGCUAUAGUAUGAUGCGUUUCGAGAAAGAGGUCCAACAGAAGGAGAUACGUCAUGAGAUGAAAUUACGUUUGGCACGUCUCCAGCAGCAACAGCAUCUAAAUCAAAAUAAACCACAAAUUGUUAUUGGCGAUACAUUGCAACAUCAUAUGGGCGCAGCGUCGGCAUUGAGUCGUUUAAGCGGUAUGCCAACGCCCAGUCCAUUAACGCCUAACUCAACGGAUGAACUGCUACCAUCGGUGGAUGAGCUGCAAGAGUAUCCACCAAAAACUGACGAUCUCGCAACAACAAUACACAAAAUGGCCGCCGAUAGUGUUGCUGCUUCGACACUUACAGCGAUUAAACAAGCUGCAAUUGGCACUAGCCAUGCAUUAACAGCAGCAACAACAACAAUGGGAGCAACAACAGCCGCCACAACAGCCGGUGUGAGUGCCAGUAGGACCAGUGGUAGUGGUGGAAGCUUACUAACACCUGGCACACCUUCAGAUGUGGCUGAGGCGGCCGCUUAUAUAGGACCCUGUAGCUCAUCGACUGAAGCACUCUAAAAGAGGUAAUAACCAAAGAGAGAAAACCAAAUAAAGAAAAAUAAUUAAUAAAUAGGAAUAAAUUUAAAGUAAAUUAGAGCAAAAACAAGCAGUAGGAAUUAACGAAUUUGACCGCAAAAAAAAAACACACACAAUAUUAACAACAACAGCAGUAACAAAUAGAGGCUUCAAAUCGUAAAUACAGAAAUACAAAUUAAAAUUAGAAAGUAUUCAAAACAAGUAAAAAGUAUACGCAACAAUGAAGAAAAAGUUUUACAUAAUAAUACGCAACACAUCUUCAUAUGUAUACAUAAACAUACAUAUAAAUAUUUGUAUGUCU
Ceratitis capitata (Mediterranean fruit fly) is the source of this 867-nucleotide messenger RNA. RefSeq lists its product as uncharacterized. NCBI's taxonomy places the organism in Eukaryota, Metazoa, Arthropoda, Insecta, Diptera, Tephritidae. The record is from RefSeq and is a predicted model, not a curated record. The coding region runs from base 15 to 548 and encodes 177 amino acids. The transcript is spliced from 2 exons.